Messenger RNA from Vitrella brassicaformis, 1137 nucleotides. The record is from the annotation of a GenBank genome assembly. NCBI's taxonomy places the organism in Eukaryota, Vitrellaceae.
UCCACAUCGAAGUCCACACAUAAUAAGGCGAGCUGUUCCAUAUUCUCGCGAGGCAGCGAAUGGCAGCUACCCGUGGAACUGACCGUCAUAGCUGAUUGUGCAUGCAUUGAAGCUUUGGCGGACAACUAUUGAUGACUGUAUCUCUCAUCAUGCAUGCGGAAGAGGGUCUACAAUGGUUCCGUCUCUGGUUUCGAUACCUCAAAUCGACCGAGCUCUUUUUUUGGACGGCUUGGCACGAGGCAGCGGGUAUUUCUCUCUUGUUGCGCGACUCAACUUUGUCAGCCGCUCAAUCUCGAUCUUGAGAGUGGUCGGAAAUUUCUUCUUCAAGUCUUGCCUCGAGUAUCGCCGGAGAAUCCCCAAGCCGUUCCCGUCGGUCACCCGUGAGAACACCACAAGCUGGCCGAGACAAAUGUUUGUGUUGCUGACCCAUGCGGCUGGCCUCAGAUCGAUAAUCAGGCGCUCUUUUAUUGUAGACUGCAGCUUCCAGAAGGUCAAUGCGCUGGCGCUGAUUAUCUACAGCUGCGUCCGUCGGACGUUAUAUUUGUGCUUCGGAAUUAGCUUCUCCUCGUCUGGUGACGCGGGGAUUUGUGAGGGCAUCUCGAUAGUGAAGGUGUCGGUGUGAAGAAAGACCGACAUGAGAGGCUUUCCGGACGGCGAAAACGGCACGCCGUCGAUAGGAGCGUGGUCCGCCUUCUCCACGUCCAUGAAGACGCACAGCGGCAGCUCGGUCGCGACAAUGAUGUCGACCGGCCGGUCGGACACUGUUGCUGUGUGCUUGGAGAAGAAUGCGGAGGGACUGAAAGCGGCCGAGUGGAAGGUCGCCUGGCUUCCAUUGUUGAUGUCCAGCUCUGUCGCAUCAUUGCACGUGAGCAAGUACUGCUGAUCUCGGAUGAGGGCCAAAAUCUGCGGCAUGUUGCCGGUCUUGAUCUCAAAAAUCAUGGACAGGUGCCUGUGGAGCUCGCGAGAUGGCCGUUUCUCCUGGCUGCGUUCAGUGAUAUCCAUAUCAUCGGCCACGCACAAAAGAAUCGGCUUCUGUUCUUUGUCGGCGGCACAGAGGGCACUGAUCAUCGCCAGAGGGAUCCGCAGCUCGGCCCCCCACACGCCAAUGGGUGCGGUCUGCCAUUUGGGGUCGGUCAU